UAUAGCGAUCGCAUUGUUUUUAGCAUGGCUACUGUUUUGCUUGACUCCUUUAUUUAGUUGCAUUAUUUUUCCAGCAAAUAGUUUUUCAACUCCUCAAUAAAUCGGCCUCGGGCGUUAUAAGCUUACACCUCCUUCUGUUAAAGACUAGUUUAUAAGCGCGAUAGGACCGUGUUAUAUAGUUAGCUUGAUGAGUUUACAUGUUAGCUCGAUAGCUAACACUGCCACACCAGACACAGAACGCACACAAACCGUUUACAUCUGCCUGCCAACAUGUCCAGCAAGCGGGCCAAGGGCAAGACGACUAAGAAGCGCCCUCAGAGGGCCACGUCCAACGUGUUUGCCAUGUUUGACCAGUCACAGAUUCAAGAAUUCAAGGAAGCCUUUAAUAUGAUUGACCAAAAUCGUGACGGCUUUAUUGAUAAGGAGGAUCUGCACGACAUGCUGGCGUCGUUAGGUAAGAACCCCACAGAAGAGUACCUUGAAGCCAUGAUGAAUGAGGCACCAGGACCCAUCAACUUCACAAUGUUCCUCACAAUGUUUGGAGAGAAACUGAAUGGCACAGACCCCGAGGACGUCAUCAGAAACGCUUUUGCUUGUUUUGAUGAAGAGGGCACAGGUUUUAUACAAGAGGAGUAUCUCAGAGAACUCUUGAGCACCAUGGGAGACAGGUUUACAGAUGAAGAGGUCGAUGAGCUCUUCAGAGAAGCCCCCAUCGACAAGAAGGGCAACUUCAAUUAUGUGGCGUUCACACGUAUCUUGAAGCAUGGUGCCAAAGACAAGGAUGACCAGGAAACGGACGCAGUUUGACAUUACGCACAUGCGCACCAUGCUUAUGUUGUUCAGAAAGGUCAUACACGUGGGCAGUAAGAAGCACACGUGCAAUUACAAGGCCAGAUUAAGGUAGUUAGAUGCUACCCGUUGACUUCUCUUGUAUUAAUAUACUUGUAUAUAAAUAACUAAGUAUAUAUAUGAGUAUUUAUGGGCUACCCUGGAGUGAAACUGAACUGUGUCAGCGUUUGGAAAAGUUUAGGAAAUAAACUCUUGAUUGAUGGCAUUCUUCAUUAUAGCA
This is a messenger RNA of Electrophorus electricus (electric eel), 1069 nucleotides long. RefSeq names its product myosin regulatory light chain 2, smooth muscle minor isoform-like. Lineage: Eukaryota; Metazoa; Chordata; Actinopteri; Gymnotiformes; Gymnotidae. Gene Ontology annotation, molecular function: calcium ion binding. The record is from RefSeq and is a predicted model, not a curated record.